GAAUGACGUCCCUUUCCUUCUCUCUCUCUCUAAAACUAUUCAUUUUCUCUCUCACGCAGUGGCGCGCAGUCAACGUGUCCAUGUCCUGUGCGUAACACCUCCCCCGAAGCAAAGCAAUCCCCUCGUUCCAGAUCCCGAUUUCCGUGUACGUUGCUUCGGAUGUUGUUGGAGGACUUCCGUCUUCUGCUGUUGACGCGCGUGCUCGUUUCCGGCCAUUGAUUGAUUUUCUGCUUCAAUCGUGGCCCUCGGCUGCUCUGCUUCCCCGCUCAAGUUCAGUUUUAAUUGAAUUUCUUGUUAUGUUUAAUGAAGUUCGGCGGUUGUGUGUGUUGUUUUGGUUGUUCUGUUGGGCGAUUUCUAUGGAAGUCCUCCUGUGAUCGGUUCCCAUCGGCAUUGUUUCUCAAAGUGGUGGCUGGUGUGCAGUUGAGAAUAGGAAGGUGUAAGAACUCAAUUGGCGUUCGAUGGCGAACGGAGAUAUUGACCGCUGUGUAUUCCCCCUGACAAGCUUGCAGAUUGGGGAUUUACAGUCCUAUCUUUCACAUCUGAGCUUAUUUCUGGCCUCACACAGUGGAAAACUGUAUAUUUUGGUGGAUAAUAGACCAUGGUUAAAAGAUCUUGGUUCACGCCCUACCCAUCUGUGGCAGUUGAUGGUCACUAAGUCCAGGCUGUCCCCCUUUGCUAACACUAGAGGCAGGAAGGACAAAAAGAUGAUAGGCGAAUUGUCCAAGCUACAGGCUUCUUCAUCAUCGAAUUCAAGGAAAUUGAGUAAUGUGAAAAAAUGGCUUUCAUUGAUAGAUGCUCUCAUGUUAUCCAGGAAAAGAGCUUUAUUACCUGUAAAGAAACUAAGGAAUACUUUGAUUGCAAACAGCAAGUUGCAUAGAACUCUGUAUGGUUUUAUUGUGUUUGAGGUUGCUUGGAGCGAUGUUCGUGGUAUCAAUUAUUUGAAUGAGCUUCAGACUGAUACAUCUCUUGCAAUAGAGGCUAAAGUCAUGAGAAGGUGGGAAUUUGAUAGCAUAACACAGGCAGCACAGUUGAUAUCAUCCUGGUUUCCGGGGACACUCAAUGAAAGGACUAUUUUGGAAGAACAUUUAUGUGCUACAAUCGGGGAGGUGUUCUAUGAUGUGCAGGAAAGUUUUCCGAGGACUGAGAAUGAUUUUGUUGACAUUUUUAGAGAUGACAUGUGUUUCGGAGAUGAAUCUCCCUGCUCUUCGAGCAACAUUUUCAGAGUGUAUCCAGUAUCAGUGGGAAAUGGGAUGAGUGGAUUUCGUACGCCACCACCUGCUGAUUGUCCUUACAAAAGAAGAAAAGUGAUGACUUCCAUUUAUGAUGAGCUUGAAAUUUCUUCUGGAGAAGAAGCAGUUGAAAUACUGUCCCAUACUUCUGGUCUAGGUGAUUGUCAAGAGUCACUUGAGCCCAUUCUAUACAGAGAUGUUCUAAUUUUGUUUCGAUUCUCCGAUCAUGACCUUCCCUUUAAACUAAAGGACAUAAUCAUGCCUGAUUUGCGGUUACUUACCCUACUUGAAGCUGGACUUCCAUCUUGGGUUAUUUUCCUCCAAUCUUAUCCUGUGUUUUGCCAUCUAUAUCGUCCAUGGAUGUGUCCUCUGGCAAGAGUUUUGUACGUUCUAAUAUCUAUUGUCACUGUCCUCAUUGGAUUCUACGAUUUGUAUAAAAAUGUUCCUCUCCUCAAGGCAACAGCUUCUAGCUUGUUUGGACCACUCUUUGAUUGGGUGGAAAAGUUGGAAAUGAUCUCAAGAAUUAAAUAUCUGGGAACUAUGCUUUUUCUUCAUAAUUUUCAAAAGGCCGUCAAGUGGUUUCUUAUGGUGACGCAGGCUACUCGUACGUGCCUUUUGUGUUUUAUAGACCCAAUGACUGCACCUGUUGCCGAGUUCUUGGAAGUUUUCCUCCCUCUCUGGAACAUGUCUGUGCGAAUAGUUGAGAGUUUCUUUUCUGUGACUUGGAUGGUGGUCGAGUCUUCAUUUACAAUGGCCGGAGAUACUAUUGAGAUGCUACUACUGCCGCUAUGGUAUAUAUUAGUGGUAGCAUGGAAUAUUGCAACUGCUAUUAUAUACCCCAUCUUCUGGGUUCUAUGGGAAGUUCUUUAUGCUCCAGUUCGUCUGCUAGUAGGGUUUUUCAGUCUCAUUGCUUUCUUCUGUAAAUUCACGUACGAAAUGGUUGGAGACUUGUUGGUAUUCGCAAGCAGCAUAUUUAAUUUCACUCGAGAUGUGGAGUCAACAGUGAGCUCGUACGAGGUGUCAAUAUGGCGUUCUCUUUGGAAUGACCUUUUCUCACAGGUUUUUCGUGCUCUGCGAAGUAUUCUUAAUGGUUUUGUUGCCUUUUUUGCUGCCCUCAAUAGACAUCGACUAAGCAUUUACAACUAUGUAAAGGAUUUCUUCGAAAGAUUAUCGGGCACAGCAAGGAGAGCGAGUUCUGAAAAACAUAGUGAAACUGGACCGACUUCGGAAGCUCCGCUUUCUCAGGGAAGUGGGAGAACAAAGACUCAUCGUCAACAACAACAACAUCAUCAUCAUAGGGGGGUGGUGAAAUGGAAGAAGAGUUGAGCCAAGGUGGUAAUAAUACAGGAAAGGAAAGGACAAAACUACUACUUCACCUACCUAGUCUAGGGAUAUGUAAUAUAAUUAUCAUCUUUGUUUAUUUCUUUGUUUGUUUCUUUGUACAUAGACACACAGACGACUGUGUCAUCAAAUCAGUUGAUCCCAUAAAGCUAGCUGGGGAUCUCUCUCUGAGUGUGAUUCUUUAAAUCACCUUCACCAACCAACAAUGUAUAUAUAGAUCUCUCUCUCUCUAGUUGAGUUGUAGUUGGAUUUUACCAUUUGUUAAACAAUGAAAUAACUUAAUUAUAAUUUCAAUUAUAAUAUAAUAGUAGUGUAUAAUAUUUAAUUUUAAA
Messenger RNA from Andrographis paniculata, 2902 nucleotides. RefSeq lists its product as uncharacterized. NCBI's taxonomy places the organism in Eukaryota, Viridiplantae, Streptophyta, Magnoliopsida, Lamiales, Acanthaceae. The coding region runs from base 459 to 2555 and encodes 698 amino acids. The record is from RefSeq and is a predicted model, not a curated record. The transcript is spliced from 11 exons.